AUGACGGCGAAGCCUUCACACCCAGAGGACCAGGAUGUCCUAAUGACUACAGCGGAAGACGAAGGCGCGGCCGAGUCCAAGGCAGAGUCGAUGGCCUUGAAGUCAAACGAGCAACUCAGAGAUAGCCUAGACUUCAGUGAGGACGCCGUUGUCAUCGCUCUUAUGGGAGGAACCGGAGCUGGGAAGAGCACCUUCAUCUCCUUGCUUACAGAUGAAGAUGUUGGAAUUGGACACAAUCUGCAAUCAUGUACUACUGAAGUUGGCGUUUAUAACUUCAACUACAAGGAUCGGCAUACGGUCUAUCUUCUUGAUACGCCUGGUUUCGACGAUACGAACCGCCCUGAUUCUGAGAUAUUGCAAGAAAUCGCCUUCUAUCUAGCUGCCCUAUACGCGCAGAAAGUAACAUUAGCCGGGAUCAUCUAUCUUCACCGCAUUACGGACACGCGAGUCUCGGGCUCCAGCCUCAGGAAUCUUCGUAUACUCCAGAACCUCUGCGGCGCGGACGCUUUCGACCGUGUUGUACUUGCUACCACUAUGUGGUCUACUCUAGAUUCUGUGGAAGGCGGACAUGAAAUUGGACUUCAACGCUGCGAGGAACUAAGACAUCCCGAAUUUUGGGGUGAAAUGGUUCAGAAGAAGAGUAUCAUGAAGGAGCAUGACGGCUCAUUGGCUUCAGCUUUUUCCAUCAUCUCCGAACUUAUUGACAAGGAAGGUGACGUUGUCUUGAAUAUCCAGAGACAGAUGGUGGACCAAAAUCUUUCUCUGGACGAAACAGACGCGGGUCGUUACCUGCAGAAGGACUUGAUCGAGGCCAGGGAGAAAUACGAACAAGAAAUCGCAGAGCUUAAGAAAAACAUAGAGCAGGCUAUAGCUGAGCAAGAUGCAGAGGCUAUCGAUAUAUUCCAGCAAGAGAAAGAAGCAGCUGAAUCCAAAGUAGAAACCCUCCAGAACAACAACAAUCACCUGAAGGUUUCUCUGAGUCAGAUCGCCACUCGCGAGCAGACAAACUUCCGCUCAAGAGUGUCUGGUCUUGAAGACUCACUGGCAGCCACUUCAGACCCGGCGGCUGAACACCGCCUGAAAGCUUUGGAAGCACAGCUUUUGCAAGUAGAGAGGGAAUUACAGGAGAGCAAAGCAAAGAACGAACAAGAUAUCAGUCUCCAGCGAAUGAUUCACGAGCAACAAGUUAUAGCCAAUACGCAGCAUGUUGCGAACCUGCAAGAGACCAUUGCUUCCCUUGAGAAGAGCCAUAGGGUGAUCAAGGAGCAGUAUGCACAGGAAUCUAGGACGAAGAGACAGCGCAAGAGCCUAACAAACAUGCUGAUAUUUGACAAGCUUUUGUUGUUGUUUAAUGAUGGUCAUCAUAGACGUGGCCGUCAUUUCAGAUAA
Trichoderma gamsii is the source of this 1389-nucleotide messenger RNA. RefSeq lists its product as hypothetical. The coding region runs from base 1 to 1389 and encodes 462 amino acids. Gene Ontology annotation, molecular function: GTP binding. NCBI's taxonomy places the organism in Eukaryota, Fungi, Ascomycota, Sordariomycetes, Hypocreales, Hypocreaceae. The record is from RefSeq and is a predicted model, not a curated record. The transcript is spliced from 3 exons.